Messenger RNA from Cataglyphis hispanica, 2745 nucleotides. RefSeq names its product transmembrane protein 39A. The transcript is spliced from 7 exons. Gene Ontology annotation, cellular component: membrane. The record is from RefSeq and is a predicted model, not a curated record. NCBI's taxonomy places the organism in Eukaryota, Metazoa, Arthropoda, Insecta, Hymenoptera, Formicidae. The coding region runs from base 993 to 2384 and encodes 463 amino acids.
AACCUCCAUCAAAGAGUUUUUAACAUUAUUAUUUAUCAUAUUUUCAUUAUUACUACUUAUUCUUCUUUUUAUUUUAUAUAAUAUAAACUUAUAUUUCUAUGAUGAUGAUGAUCAAGAAUAAUGUUAAAGACUCUUUGAUGGAGGUUAUGAAUCACGAAACCAAUCAUAAACCGCUUUCCGCCAUGAUAGUUUAGAGUCAUUGAGUUUCAAAUCGAACUUGAGAUCUGACUCGACUCGACUCAGAGUCGGGUAGAGUCAACAAAUCGAAUACGCUAUCAAAUAAUUCUCACUUAUGACGUCAUAACUCAGUUGAAUGCACGUUCCUUUUGACGCUGAGAAAGUGAGAUUCAAUUGAGUUUCUGCAUACGAUCGACAUCGUGUGCUUUAGUAGUGAGUCUAAUAGAUUCACAUACAAAAGUAAUGAAAGUUAUGAACCUGCGAUAUCACUUGCGCGUUUCUUUUACUCAUUGAACAAUUGACAUUUUAUCUGAGUAUAAAAUACUCACAUAACUGAGUGACUCAGUAUCCCUUGAGUGCAAAUGGAAACUAAUAUAUUAUUAGACGGCGCAUGCUCAUAUCACUGUAUUCGUAUAUAAAUUUCUUAACCUAAAAAAAAAACAGACUCUGUCAACUUUUUGCGAACGACGAUUUCAAUUUUUUAAACUCUUGUCUUUAGGACCCCUGGAAAAAUAUCGAAAAAUUGUACUUUUGUCAAGAACUAAUAAUAAGUGACACGAUUAAAUAUCCCGGUAUAAAUGCGAGAACUCUCGAGAUGCUUACUAUCAUUAUAUUCUUAUUAUCAUGUGUUUUGUUUACAGUGACAUAAUAAAUAUGUCAGAAAAAUUACGACCAGAGAGAAAAAACUGUCCUUGAUAGAACACGUCUCUUAAAACCAAAGAUUGUUUUAGCGACACGUGUUUGUCAUGUACAAAAGUGAUUGGGAUAAAGAAGCUUGUGUCUGUUGAAUGUCAUAAAGAAUAAAUAAAUGAAAAAUGCCUAGCGGCAGACGAAAUGCUGCCGGUCGAGCUGGCCCGAACGGCAGAUCCGGCAAUAGUUAUGCUGGGUCUACGAAUAUCAAUGGAAGGAGUAACAGUGGAGAAAGAGCGAUCGGGAGUGGCGUGGAUGACAAGAGAAUCGAUGAGAUUUACGGCGGAAAAUCUCUGGCACCGAAGCACGUUCCUAUACCCAUUGUGCCAGUCGACGGACAAUUGGCUUUUGAAGCUUUAUCCUUGGCCAUCUCAAUUGUCGCAGCUUGUCUGCAAAUGCUUAAUCUAUACAGGACUGUAUGGUGGUUACCACAUUCGUAUAAUAAUUAUAGUAUGAAUUUUUAUUUGAUAGAUCCUUACCUGCUUAUAUUUAUUUUUACAAUGAUGGCACGUAGAUUUGUUUAUACAUUAUUACGUCAAUUCAUUGAUAUGUUAUUGCCAGUUCGAUGGUUACCUGCAAUCCAAAAGAUUAUGAGAAUUUCUCUGUUACUUACUGUGAUGAGUAUAUUAUGCUGGUGCCUCUAUCACAUGGCUCAGAAGCAUAACUCUAUGAAGAUCUUUUAUUUAUGUUAUCCUUUGUCGGUAUAUUUUGUCAUGUUUGGAAUAAGUGCAGCACCAUUUUUUGAUAUUUCUACAACAUUCUCAUGUGGAAAGGAAGAACGGAAAACAAAAUAUUUAUUAGAUAAACCUUUACACAAUUGCUCGCUAAAUGCGUCGGCCAUCCGGGCGGAAGUAUUCACCUUGAGAUCCGAUUUUAACCGACGAUUAAAGCAAGCUUUGUUUUCGUCCUCCGGUAGUGCGUACGUUUGCGGAAUCGCGCCCAUCAUCUUCGUACCACCACAUUUACAUUUCAAUAUACUAUGGGUGGUGCAGCACGUAAUUUUGUUCUGGCUUGGUCGGAUAAGCGCAUGCUUUGUUCAGUUUUAUCCUGUCAGAUAUUGCGAUGUACUACAUAGGGCAGCAUUGCAUUUAGGCCGAUGGGUUAAAAUAGAAAAUCGAAAUAAUCACAUUUAUGCCCAACCGUGGAAUGAUACGGUAUUGUGGCCGCAUGGAUCGGUCGUAAGGCAUAAUCGAGAGAUUUAUCGUUCCGAAGGUUUGUGUACAGCAGCGGAACCGGGUAAUCUAAAUCACUAUAGAUUCCAUGCUUUAUUCCAUAAUCCAACAAUAUUGCUAUUUUCAUUAUUGGGACUGCAAUUGUUAUUGGUGAGCUUUCAAGUGCUUAUUUUAUUACGGAUAACUGAAUGGUAUCAAAUACUUUCGAUGACAUUGUUACUAGUUAUAAAUUAUUAUACUCUGUUCAAAGUAACAAGGGAUUAUUUAAUAUGCUGGAAAGUAUAUCGUGCUGAACAAAUAAUUCAAGAGAAAUCUCAAAUGAUUGUAAAUCCAGUUGCUCAAUAAGAUACAAAAAAAAAAAAAUUUCCCUGCAACAUUCAUUUUAUAUUAUUUCUAUUAAAUUUAUUAUUAAAAUAAAAUAAAAUAAACAUUUUAAUUAUACAUAUCAACGUAAAAAAAAAAAUUUACAUUAAAUUUACAUGAAAACUUUAGAACUUGCAUAUUUUAGAGAUUCUUAUUAAAUAAAAACAAAGACAAUGUAACAUGUUAAAUACAUUUAUUUCGAAGAAUAAUACGGAAAGUAUUAGACCAAAACUAACUGAUAUAUAUAUAUAUAUAUAUAUAUAUAUAUAUAUAUAUAUAUGUAUAUAUAUGUGUGUGUGUGUGUGUGUGUGUGUGUGUAUAUAUAUAUAUAUAUAUAUAUAUA